Molecule: messenger RNA, 3696 nt
Organism: Micropterus salmoides (largemouth bass)
Lineage: Eukaryota; Metazoa; Chordata; Actinopteri; Centrarchiformes; Centrarchidae
Gene: gk5
Product: glycerol kinase 5
Exons: 17
Coding region: 303-1895 (530 amino acids)
Biological process (GO): glycerol metabolic process; triglyceride metabolic process; glycerol-3-phosphate biosynthetic process
Cellular component (GO): mitochondrion
Molecular function (GO): glycerol kinase activity
Source: RefSeq, a predicted model, not a curated record
GAGCAUGUUGUGCUACGGGUGCCCAUGAGGUGUUAAGCUUUAUGUGAUUCAACGACUUUCUCCUCCUAAAUAGACACUUCAUUGUGUGGACUUCACUGCUAUGAGCACAGAUUUGGAACAGGUAGAACUGGAAUUGGGCAUCGUCCGAAGGUCAGGUUACAGCCUCAACACGACAACUCACCAGGUGCUGAUAAGGUACUAUAGGGUCACACCAUCCAUUCAGGCUGUAAACAAGACCAAUGUGAGCUGACCAUGGAGGACGUGGGACCGAUCUGAGGAAUAAUAGCACAACGUUUUCUACAAUGGGGACUCAGAGGAACGGUUUCAAGAAGGAAAGCUUUAUCUUAUCCGUGGACGUUGGUACAACGACAAUCAGAUGUCACGUCUAUGAUAAAGUGGCAAAAGUCCGAGGAUCAUGCUCCACCAAGGUUGUUUCCUUGUAUCCAGAUAUAGGACAUGUGGAGAUGGACCCAGAAGCACUAUGGAAAGGGUUUAUCACUGUGGUUAAGGGAGCUGUGCAAGAUGCAGGAGUUCAAAUGCACCAGAUGGAGGCCCUUGGCAUCUCCACUCAACGAGGUACCUUCACAACAUGGGACAGGAACACUGGGGUUCCUUUCCAUAACUUCAUCAGCUGGCAGGAUCAGAGGGCUGCAGACCUGGUGAAUUCCUGGAACAAAUCCUACACAAUAAAGGCAAUCCAUGGUGUGUCAAAGGUACACUACUUCCUGACCAGGCAGAAGCGUUCGCUUGCAGCAAGUCUUAUUGUCUUCUCCUCUCAACAUGUUACCUUCCGCCUCGUCUGGGCCCUAACACACUACAAGCAGGUUCGUCAAGCAGUAAAUGAAGGCAACUGCUGCUUUGGAACAAUAGACACCUGGCUCCUGUUCAAACUCACAAAAGGACUCGUCCAUGCCACAGACUACUCUAAUGCCAGUUCAACAGGAAUUUUCGACUCCUAUCAGAUGUGUUGGAGUGGGUUUCUCUGCUCUCUUCUUUCUCUCCCUCUGUCUAUUUUCCCCACAGUAGAAAAUACAGGGCAAGACUUUGGUUCCACAGACCCAUCCAUCUUCGGCGUGCCCAUUCCCAUCAUGGCAGUGAUGGCAGACCAGCAGGCAGCCAUGUUUGGAGAGUGCUGCUUUGACGUAGGUGAUGUCAAGAUCACCAUGGGCACGGGCACCUUCAUGGACAUCAACACCGGGAGUAAACCACAUACGUCCAUGGCAGGCCUGUAUCCUCUGGUGGGGUGGAAGAUUGGCUCAGAAGUGGUGUAUCUGGCGGAGGGCAAUGGAGCAGACACAGGCACUGCCAUCAAAUGGGCACAAAAGCUUGAGCUCUUCACUGACGUCCAAGAGACCAGCGCCAUGGCUUACAGUGUCAGUGACUCAGACGGAGUGUAUUUCGUCCCUUCCUUCAGUGGCCUGCAGGCUCCUCUGAAUGAUCCCAAAGCUUGUGCUUCCCUCAUGGGCCUCAAACCUACCACCACUAAAGGUCAUCUGGUCCGGGCCAUUCUGGAGUCUGUUGCCUUCAGAAACCAGCAGCUAUUUGAGACAAUGAGGGAAACUCACAUUCCUAUCACAAAGAUCAGGGUGGAUGGUGGUGUUUCAUCAAAUGACUUCGUCAUGCAGCUGACUGCAGACCUGUUUGGCAGAAAGAUAGCCAGAACCCAACACCGUGAAAUGUCAUGUUUAGGGGCUGCUUUUGUCGCUGGACUUGGAGUGGGCUUCUGGAGGACCAGGGAAGAGCUGAAGAAGCUGCAGAGUACCGACGAGAUGUUCUUGCCCCGAGGAGGAGCACCCAAGGAGGGUGCUGGCGGCCCAAGUCAGCAAUACAUCCCUGUCAUCCACAGCUGGGAGGGAGCUCUCAGACGCUCCAUGAAUUGGUACAACAAGCCAUGACACUGGAUGCGCACACAUGGACAUCCAGGGUUAUACCAAAGGAGAUGAUGAUUUUUGAGUACAUGUAGGGUUAGCACAGGUCUGGAAAGUCCUUAAAAGUGCUUGGAGUCUUGUGAACUCCAUCAUCUCAAAUCUGUCGGAUUCACGCCAACAGCCACCUUCACAGCCUUGAAUUGUUGCCCACAUACUGAAGUUACCAUAUCUUUUUAUAAGUUCUUCACAUCAGAUUUUUAACAUUCCAGAUCUCAAGCCACCGGUGCCUUUUCAUGUUACAGCAUUUUAUUCAGAUGGAAAAAUAGUUGUACAUUUUCCCACAUGGGGGUGCUAAUGACUGACUUUAGAGCUUUUUAAUUUAUGAACUGGCCAUAGCAACCACAUGCCAUGUGUUAGUAAGGAGCCACAGAUUCAAAUUAUUGAUAUCAGAUUCGCACUUGAUAGUCUGUGAGGGGGGAAAAAAAGGACUUCUUCCAUGACGCCUCAGAAUUUAAAGCGCUCUAAAUAGGAAGCAGUAUGUCAUGUUUUUACGUGCCUUUUUUUGUUGUUGUUGAUCAAACUGUAUUUUCAUGUUGUCAUUUUAAAAAAAUGUCAGUCGAAAACAUGUAGUCACACAUGUUGCCUUUCUGGAGUAGCUUCGUUUUUGUAAUCAUUACUUAUUGCUGCACGCUUCCACAGUGCUUAAACGUAUCUUCAAGACUAAAUACAGUUAUUAAAUGCAAUGAUGAUGUUGUUGAAAUGUGACUGGAACAAAAACAAAUUGUACAUGUUUUGCUCUGUUUAAGGGAAUCCUGGAUAUGUAUACUAUAUACUGGAUUUUAGCAUUUCAGCACCUCAUUGUCAGAAAUGCUAGUCGCUCCUCUGAUGCAACACAGGCAAUGAACUGAGUAUAAGAAGUAUUUUUAAAGGCUUAUGUGUCAGAUUAGGGAUUCAGAGUUUUAGCUUUGCUGUAAUAGCUGACAUAUCUUGAUGAAGUCACAGAUUAGCACCUUCAUGCGCUGUUGUUUAGGAACAAGUUGAUCAGGGAUAUUGAGCUGCAAUUAAUCGAUUAGUUGUCGACUAUUAAAUUGUUAAGAAAAAAAAGUCAAAAGGCUCUGAUUCCAGCUUCUUAAAUGUGAAUACUUUCUGGUUUCUUUACUCUUCUAUGACAGUAAACUUGAUAUCUGGGUUGUAGACAAAACAAGGCAUUUGAAGAUGUUUAAAUAGACCAAACAACUAAUCGAUUAAUCAACAAUGAAAAGAAUUGUUAGUUGCAGCCCUACAGGGAUAGAAAUAGGAACUGAAACAGAAUGAAGACACAUAGAAAUAUGUAUUGAGUGUUAUUGCUUGUUGUGUAGUCAUUAUUUUAGUUAUUAGUUGUUUAUGGUUGAAUUGUUAAAUGGGGGACAACCAUGUUGAUGUCAUAUGAUGAAGUUUGACUCAAAUCGUUUACCUGACUUGAUGAAUUAUGUCACAAAUGACUAAGAAAAUGUAAACUGUGAAUCUUAUUCUAGAUGUGUUCUACUUGCUGGGUAUUGUUCAAUGCUUUCACCUUUCAUAAUACUGCAAUAUUCUUACUACAUAUAUUUAAAGGUUUGUUAUGCAAAGAGACACAAUGUAUAAUGCAAAAAAUUAACACCUCAGAUCAAAAUGGCAUUCCAGAUCGUCACGUGUGUGAUUUUCUAACACUUGUACUUGUUCUUGAAUGGCAAAUGUCAUCCCAAGCUGCUGGGAAAUGACAAACAAUACAUUUAUGUGAUCAUACAUUGGCAUUAAAAGUGCUUUGUAUGAUGUGAAAGGGCUAAUAUUAAAAACCGAAAUGAUCAGC